AUGGACGAGGUGUUUGUGAGGUCAGCUCCCCACGGGCCGGGCCGCUCCGGGCUGGACGACACCAGCCUGGCUUUGCCGGCCGGGCCCGCUGCCGAGCGGAGCCUGCGGGUCCAGCAGCAGGUCCAGCUCACACUGGCGAGGAGGGCGAGGAUGAGCCAGAGCAACGGUGGUGUCCACUUACAGAGGAACGCAGCACAGAGCUUUGAUGCUGCAGAUGGACAUUUACCAAACAUGAAGAUGAAUGGAUUGACCUCCACUAGCUGCUCUCUGUAUAGCAGCCACGUGCAGAGACCGACCAGGAGGGUGGAGGUGUCUCCUCCGCAGACCCCACGAUUACCUCGGGCCCCCUUCAGCCACAGCCCCCUGCGGUUCGGCACGUACACGUUCCCCGGACCCGGUCAGCCUCAGAGGACGGGCACGCCUCACCACCGCUCGUACAGGAACGACUCACCCUUGCGCUACGCCUUCUCAGAUGCGCCUCAUGGAACGCGGCCGCACACGUCCACAACUGCAGGCAGGAGCUUCCGCCAGGGUUUACAGAGGAAGACGUCAGGGCCUCAGCCCGGGUUUGCAAACGCAGCGUUUCAGCAGAGCGGGGGGUACGGCCCUCGCUGGAGUCAAAACCGAGCUGAGAGACGCAACGUGCAGGAGAGAGGUGGCGAUCAGGGGCUGUCGUGGUUGGCUCAGGGCGGGAGGAACGCUCAGCCCCUCCGCAGGCUGAACUCGUACCCGCCCACGGUCACCAGCAUGGAGGUGGACAUGGGCAGGAAGGUGGAAGUAGACGUCCCCGUUCAGCAGAUACAGACGCAGAAUGUCAUGACACUGACGUCGGCGAACAAGCCUCCGGAGAUGACGCUGGAUAAGGCCGUGGGUCUCUUGACGCAGGAGAACGAGGAAACGCUGAUCUACGCAGCCAGCCACAUUCAGAAUCAAUGUUUCAAGAGCGCAGAGGCCAAGAAGAUGGUGUACUUUCUGCAUGGGAUCGGCAAGCUGCUGCAGCUCCUCCACAGCGACAGUGAGGAGGUGCAGCGCGUCGCCGCCGGCUCGCUGCGCAACGUGGUGUACCAGAGCAGCGAGAACAAGAUGGAGGUGAAGGAGAGCGACGGCAUAGCCACCAUAUUGGGCGUGCUGAAGAGCAGCCGGGACAUUGAGACCCGACGACAACUCGCAGGGCUCCUGUGGAACCUCUCCUCUCACGACCUGCUGAAGGAGCUUCUCUCCAGACAGGCCUUAUCUGUCCUCACCCAGUCUAUCCUCGUGCCCAGCUCGGGCAUCUCCGAGGGCGAGAACCCAAAAGACGAGCUCCUCGCCGACUCUGAGGUCUUCCACUUUGCCACAGGCUGCCUGCGGAACCUGAGCUCUGCGGGUCCGGACGGCAGGAAGGCGAUGAGGCACUGCGAGAAUCUUAUCGACUCUCUGGUCUACUACAUCCGGGGAACCAUCGCCGACUACAAGACGGAUGACAAGUCCACAGAGAACUGCGUCUGCAUCCUGCACAACCUCUCUUACCAGAUGGAGGCGGAGCUUCCUAAAGCCUUCCCCCCGGACCUCAGAGGGUCUCGACGAAGCCUGGCUCCCGAGCCAAAGAGCGUCAGCUGCUUCCCUCAACGCAGCGCCAAGAUCAUAGAGAUUCUGGAGCGUCAGUGCCCCCUGCUGGAGGAGAAGGCCAACCCACGUGGCGCGGAGUGGCUGUGGAGCGCCAUCACUGUGCGCAUGUACCUGUCGCUGAUCGCCCGCAGCGUCCGCCCGGCCACCCAGGAGGCCGCUGUCGGAGCCCUGCAGAACAUCACGGCUGGGAGCGGAGCGGUGUCUGAAGCCAUCGCUUUCACUGUUGUCCAGCGGGAGAACGGUCUUCAUCACGUGAAGAACAUGCUGCAGGAGAAAGAGAGCGAGGUGAAGAAGAAGGCCGUGUGCCUCAUUAAAAACCUCUCUCACCACCAUGAACUGCAUCCUGACAUCGUGAAGCAGGUGUUGCCGGAGGUGGUGGCGAUGCUGCCCAACGACGACUCGGGCACCGACCUGCCCACUGAGGUGACGGCCUCUCUGUGUCACAUCCUGAUCAACCUGUGUCAGAGCAGCCUGCAGAAUGUCAGAGCCAUCGUCCACCAGGGGGCGCUGCCCAAGAUCAUCAACAUCAGCAGCAGGGAUGGCGGUUAUGGACCCAACAGAGCCGCUCAGGCUGCGUGUGCCCUGCUGCACACCAUGUGGAAAUACACUGAUCUCCAUGGAGCCUACAAGAAGUGCGGCUACAGGAAAACUGAUUUCAUCAAUCCGAGAACGACAAAGGCUGUGAGCUCUGGAAGGAACUGAACCCGAGAUGCUCGUGCACAGUACAUCAUGUUCCAGGCUGCACUACUUCACAGUAUCAGAGCUUUUACUCACAAGUCAGUCGUUGCACUAUUUCCCUUCAUUUGUGUCACAGUUAAUAGAAGAUGCUUUUCUCAACACUGCGGACGAAAAAUCGUAAAACUACGUCUGUAUUUCCGGUUGAUGUCUCAUGAAAUGGGUCAAAACCUUUAUUUGUGUGAUUCAAUGUAGAGAGUAGAUGUCAGUGUUUAUGUAGGGAAAGAACAAACAUGGUUUUUAGAAUGUUUGUAAAUGUGGAAAUAGGGAAUAGAGUCAAUUUAAACACAACAUAAAAAAAUAAUAUUUGCAGCCGCUGUCUUUGUGCCUCAUGCUCAUACAAACUAAUGAAUUAACAAACUUUCAUCGAAAAUGUAACAUCUCUCCAACAAUAAUAACAGCAAUGAAUAAACAUUCCUUAACUUUUUUCCAGUUUAUUUAAUAGUGGCAGCUUGUUGGUCAGUUUAUGGUUUUGCUGUGUGUUAAAAAAUGUUGCACUUCAGGUUAUUAUAAGAAAAAACCACAAUGAAACACAAACUAAAUGUUAAAACCAAAAUCCAAUGAUGAAGAUCAACCUGUAUAUAUGUCAUGUAUAUGAAUGUAUUUUAAGACUUCCUCCUGUAAAAAAAGCUGCUCUCCUGCUUUCUGCCUUAUUGAGGGUUCCUCAAAUGAAUAAACGGUUUUAAAUACA
Molecule: messenger RNA, 3034 nt
Organism: Pleuronectes platessa (European plaice)
Lineage: Eukaryota; Metazoa; Chordata; Actinopteri; Pleuronectiformes; Pleuronectidae
Gene: pkp2
Product: plakophilin 2
Exons: 13
Coding region: 1-2310 (769 amino acids)
Biological process (GO): protein localization to plasma membrane; heart development; intermediate filament bundle assembly
Cellular component (GO): cytoplasm; intermediate filament; plasma membrane
Molecular function (GO): molecular adaptor activity; alpha-catenin binding; intermediate filament binding
Source: RefSeq, a predicted model, not a curated record